AGUAUGUAAAUACUGUAGUCACUACUAGGGGUUAACCACUGACUCCAAUCGUUUCCAUGAGACAGGAAGCAAGUUUCCAGGAGCGGACGGGUCCUUUUCAGCCUUUGGCAUCCAAACAUCGGCCUUGUACCUGCACUGACCUGGCUUCCUCUAAUCUUCACCAUGAAGACUUUUCUUCUCCUGGCGAUGGCAGUUUCGCUAACGAGCACUGCAACAACAGGAGAAAUUAGGAACGUGUAUCAGUUCGGCAAAUUCGUUAUGUGCCUAGGAGAUCUCUCCUUGUCACAGGCUUGGGAGUACAACGGCUACGGCUGUCACUGUGGCCUUGGAGGGAGUGGCACACCGCUAGACGACACUGACAGAUGCUGCGUUGAUCAUGACAACUGUUACAAGAGAGCUGUGGACAAGGGCAAGUGCUAUACGUGGGAAACCUACACCCUUCCUUAUAAGUACAAGAAAUACAGGAAGUCUGGGCGCUGUGGCAUCAAAUGCAAGAAAAGAUCCCAAUACGGUUGGCUUUCCCUAAGAAAAGCAUGCAGGGUCUUCAUCUGUAACUGCGAUCGCAAGGCAGCGAAAUGUUUCGCCGACAAGCGGUCCACCUUCAACCGCGGUUACGUAAACUAUGACAAGAGCACCUGCUAGACAAUACGCUGGCUGAUACCUGACUUGUACACCGUAGAUGACCAAGGAUGGACAAAUAUCCGAAGUAGUGAAUUAACUUAAUGACUAAAUUAACUAGAAAAUAUGACUUGCUUAAAAAAUUUCACAAUUUUGACAUAUAGUACUUUAGUGUUAUGGGGUCUUGUCCUCCUAAUCAGCAACUAGACCCCCAACAAAUUGUAACAAAAGAUUUUUCAGCAGAAUAUAGUUCUAUCCAAUGAGUGGCAUGCACAAAGUUUAUCAAAUUCCGACCACUGGAAGGAGUUUUAUUGGGGGGGGGCUUUUAAAGUGGUCAGAAUUUGAUAGACUUUCUGCCUGUCGCUCAUCACAUCAAGUAGGGCUGAAAUCCGUUGAAAAACCUUUUGUUAGAAUUUGUUGGGGAUGAGGGUACUUUUUCACUUCAAUCUACCCGAUAUAAACACCAAAAAGGGGAAACAACUCACAGGAUCUACAACGAUAAACAAAGUUUCUUUAAUUCGCUCAAAAUCUAGCGUACAGCUUUCCGCACUGCGGUCAGAACCACAACUACACCGUUCCGACUCUGCUCCAAAACAGAUUGUAAAUAAUCCCCGCCCGUGAACUUUGCCAAACCCUUCCUGCGCCUGCCAAAACCGGAUCCGCCGGCGCCUGAGGCUGUUCUAGUGGUAACAAAAUAUAUAUUAACGGUCGGUUACAGUACGUUCAUAAACGAUUUGGCGAUAUUUCAUUUCCGAAAAUUGUCAUUACAGAUUUACACACGAGACAAAUUGAAAAUAUUUCUGGCUAUGGCUAAUAUGUAUAGCGAUUUUAACCGCCAUUUGCAACAAUCAAUCUGAAUUGUGGCAAAAAGAUGUCGAGCUCUCUGACAUUUUGUGUUUGUCGUCCUUAGGCCCUAAAUUCCAAACACGCAUGCUGAGUUUGCAGCUCAUCAUUUACGAAGAUUGAAUAGGGCCUAGAACCUGAAAGUAAAAGGUCACGGAGCAAGCUUUAGGAACCCUCGCGCGGUCCGCCCAAGGGAUUUUACAUUGGGUCGUCCUAUAUAUCACGUUGGAUAAUUUUUGGAAGAAUAUUUUCUAAUCAAAACCCACCCAGCAAAACACUUAUGUUUUCCUGAAGUAAUAUUUAGGAAAAGCCAUGGGUUAAAACGAAUUUAAUUAACGACCUUUCACGUCCGACGAUAUCGUACCCAGGUUUCCUUGUCGUGCACGUUUGUUUUCACUCCUAGUGCUUACGUAAAAACGAGAUCAUACAAUUUUCAAAGAUUUGCCUACCUGCUGACGAUGGUUCCAGAUUUCGUUGAAUUGAAACGCAGUUGUUGCCAGUAAAGGUUACGUCAAUUCAACGAAAUCUGGAAGCCAUCGUCAGCAGGUAGGCAAAUCUUUGGAACAUUGUACAAUCUGGGUACCUAUAGGUUUCAUUGUUCGUGCACGUUUGUUUUCACUCCUAGAGCUUACGUGAAAACGAGAUUGUACAAUGUUUCAAAGAUUUGCCUACCUGCUGACGAUAGCUUCCAGAUUUCGUUGAAUUGACGUAAUGCAGUUGUUGGCAGUAACAUUUAAAUAAAGUAUUAGAAUAUUUCGUGAAGGUGUAUUAUUCCUUUAACCUUAUUACCUUAUAAAUUAGAAAAUUCCAUAAAAUAUUUUAAUCUGUUUUUAUUUCGGUUCUUAUCAACGGACUACCAUACUAAAUUCAAACCGUAAAUGUUCAACUACGUACAAGAUCGCUGAAUUGGACUGUUCUUCACUUUCGGAAGUGAUUGGUCCAUUUUUGGCAUGGUAUUUCUCUUUUUAGGUCAGCUAAUUUCUUCAGUUUCUGCAAAUUGACAUCCUAGCAAAUAUUUUCCAAAGGCCUUUUCCGAGUUGGAUUUUUAAACAAGCAACUGAACAAAAAAAAAUAGGACGAAUUCUAAAAUGUUUGAACGUUAUUUUUCCUAUUCAUUUGUUCCUAAAGCAUGCCACCAGAGGUCAACUUUCAGGCUUUAGUAGAAAAGACGGAUCUUAGGUUAAUAAUUUUAGGGGGUAAAGGUACAUAGCAAUAAAGAAAUUCACAGUGGCUUGCAAUAA
Acanthaster planci (crown-of-thorns starfish) is the source of this 2702-nucleotide messenger RNA. RefSeq names its product phospholipase A2 AP-PLA2-I-like. Gene Ontology annotation, molecular function: calcium ion binding; phospholipid binding. NCBI's taxonomy places the organism in Eukaryota, Metazoa, Echinodermata, Asteroidea, Valvatida, Acanthasteridae. The record is from RefSeq and is a predicted model, not a curated record. Gene Ontology annotation, biological process: arachidonate secretion; lipid catabolic process; phospholipid metabolic process.